AUGACGAAAUACCUGGAGAUCAACGAGGAUGCGUACACUCCAAUGCAUUUCGCUCAAAAAGUUUUUUCUUAUAUUUUAAAAGAGUUCCCGACUCAGCAAAUCUCCUUCGAUUUUCCUCAAAAAGUCAAGGGAAAUGAGGAGGAAAUCGUUCGGAUGCUAUGUGAUGAGUUGGCCGAUACCUUCCGAAUGUACGGAUCGCCGCGAGAAAUUGUGGAAAAUGUGAAAAAAUUCACGAAUUUUCCGGAAAAUUGGAGACAUUUGGGAUUGGAAGAAGACACUUAUCAAACGAAUCCAAUGAUCUACCGCAGUCUGAAAAACGAAAAGUACCUCUGCAAAUCGGAUCUUUUUCCGAUUCUCCAGAACAUGGUUUUUGGCGGUAUGAAUGAGUUCAUCAAUGUGAUGGCGAUCUUCUUGAAAAGUCAAGAACCCAGUGAUUGUAUGGAAUUCGUGCGAUUCGAUGAGAAAGUUCUCGAAGAAAUUGCUGCGGAACUUAGUGCAGAAAGUUGGCAGAAGCAAGUAAAUAUCAGUCCAAUGGAACUUCAAGAAAUGUCGGCGCUGAGUCUUGAGGAAUACUUUGAAAAAACCGAAAAAAUGAUUGGUGGAGAAUGGAAUCCGAAAAAAAGUCUCCGUGUGCAAAUGGACUUUCGAAGAAUGCGUAUGUUAUCUCCGGAAGUACCGAUACUCUUUGUCAUGACUCUGACUUACCACAUGCAGUGUAGCGGAAUCGAACCUCUGCGUAAAAUUAUUAAGAAGCACCCGGAGUGGUUUCUACCGUAUUCUGAAACCGGAAUCAAUAAUAUUCCAACAGUGAGACUAUUGGAGGAUGGAGAUCAGAGAUUCGUGCUGAAGGCGGAGCUUUCGAAUGCGAUUGGUGUGCGCUUGGAUUCUGAAGACGAUGGGAAUCUGUUGUUUACUGUGGGAUUGGAGGAAGUGCUUCGAAAAUAUGGAACAAAGAAAAUUGAGUUCAUUCGCUACCCGAUCGUCAGAACUAAGCACCGAGCUGUCCCCAUCAAAGGACCGACUCCAUCAAAAGAAUUCUUCAUUCUCACCGUCGACGCGUUCUUCGAAUUCUUCAGAAGCCUUACUAUCGGACUCAAGAUGUUUCAAAACACCGAUUUCAGCAGAUUUUUGUUGGCAUUUCACGAGUUGGAAAAGUAUUUUAAGCCAGAUUGUAAGACACCAUAUUUCAUCCGAACUGAUUCUAUCGAUUCAAUGAAGAAAAUUGUCGAAACGUUUAGAGGUGAAGCGAAAGGAGAGAAGAGUGUCCGAAAUGCGAAACCAGAUGGAUUCACUAUCCAGGAUCUGAAAAAUGAGCUGAAACACUUGGAGCUCGUUGAAACAUUCCCUGAAAUCAAGGAACAUGCGGAAGUGAUUUAUGAGCAUGUGAAUAGAGUGAAGAACGAGAAAUAUCUGAGAACUUGUGAUCUAUUCGAUGCGAUUGAGUACUGUCAGUUGAUUUGUAUUCUCAAUAGACUUCCGAAUCUCCAAAUGUUUCUUCACAAUCAAAACGGAUGUGGAAGAGUUAUCGGGUAUAAGUGUGAGCGAUGUGAGAAGAAGGAGACAUCAGAUGUCAAGAAUUCAACAAAGAAUCUGAAGAGCGAAAGCUCAAAUGAAUCGGUUUUGAAUCAAUACUCACAAAUGGCUCUUUUUGCUCCAAAAAACUGCGAAAAGUGCUCAGAAUCUUCAAAAACUCUCGAGGAGACUGAAAGUGAGCUGAAAAUAAGUCAAGAUCAAGAGAAGAAGAUGCAACAGAAGAUCACGAAUAGAGAGAAGGAGCUGAGUGAUUUGAAGAAAGAAUACGAGAUUUUUUUGAAGUCUGAAGCCAAGAAAACGGAAGAAUUGGCUGAAAUGAAGGAGGAAUUGAAUAGUGAGAAGGAGAAGAAUCAGAAGAAAGAAGAGGAGAUUCUGAAGACGUCUCAAGAAAAUGAGGAACUCCAGAAGACAAUUCUCAAGUUGACGGCUGAAAAUGAGGCGAAUGAGAGAGUGAUUCAGAAGUUACUCGAUAGAAUCACCAAUUUAUCGAUUAGUAACCAGAAAACUGAUAAAAUCGAUGGAAAAACUAUCGAAGGCUCGACUGCAACUGCCUCUAUCACCUCUAAAACUGCUCCUCUCGUUGUCGAUUGUCUCAUUUGUUCCAGUCAAAUCAAAUCAGGAGAAGAGGUCAUCAGAUGUCCAUUGUGCAAACGCAGAUUCCAUUCAAAUUGUGCAUUCAAAUGGCUCAAAGACCACACUCAAUGCCCGGCGUGCAAUGGAGAUCUUCCGGGAAUUUAA
Molecule: messenger RNA, 2271 nt
Organism: Caenorhabditis remanei
Lineage: Eukaryota; Metazoa; Nematoda; Chromadorea; Rhabditida; Rhabditidae
Exons: 9
Coding region: 1-2271 (756 amino acids)
Biological process (GO): innate immune response
Cellular component (GO): membrane raft
Source: RefSeq, a predicted model, not a curated record